Messenger RNA from Armigeres subalbatus, 5605 nucleotides. RefSeq names its product protein BTG1 (gene Tob). Gene Ontology annotation, cellular component: nucleus; cytoplasm. Gene Ontology annotation, biological process: negative regulation of cell population proliferation; negative regulation of mitotic cell cycle. The record is from RefSeq and is a predicted model, not a curated record. The transcript has a single exon. Lineage: Eukaryota; Metazoa; Arthropoda; Insecta; Diptera; Culicidae. The coding region runs from base 851 to 1654 and encodes 267 amino acids.
CCUCAGCGAAGUGAUGAGCCGAUGAAAGCGAGCGAAUCGAGCGACCGCACGUAUAACCGAGUGUAGCGAGAGAGCGAGAGACUGUGUUUUGCAAUUGAGGGUAAUAGCAGCGAGCAAGAGAAGGACAAGUGUGUGAAAUCGAGUCAGCCAGCCCAGACAAGACCAGAGCCAGCCAUCUUGGAAAAAGCUGAAAUUCGAUUUUCGAUUCGCUCAUUAUCGAGUUUGUGCGCAAUUUUGUGAUUAUUUCGUCGGUGAAAACGCAACCCGUUGUGAUUUGGAAGUAAAUUUAAGGUUCUAAUUUAAGUUUGCAAUCUGUGCCGUAGUAGUUCUGGAGGAAAGAGAUUCCCGUCUAUCGACAUCGACCCUGUGCUGUGUGUUAAGAGCCCCGUUUCAAAGUCAAAAGAAGAAUAAGAAGAAUCCACCAUCUUUGAAGUUUUGGUUUUGCAGUAAGUGGAAAUAAAAACGAAGCAGUGCCAACCAGUAGAGCCAUCAGUAACAGCAGUUGGUGGAAAAGUGCAAAAUUUAGAAAUUCACUAACGGUGUGCUGAGUUUUGGUAUUUUUUUCGUGUGAAUUUCUUUGUUGCCACUGGCGAUUUUCGCUGCAGUAAGCUAAGUGAGAAACUUGAACCGAUUUUUCUGGCACUGUGAAGUAGUGCGUUGUAAGUGCGCUGGUGAGAAGAAAAAUAAGCAGAAGCAAAGAAAAAUUGUUUUUCAAGUCGAGUGCGUUCGCUGCCGAGUGGCACCUUUUGCUAAACGAGUCCGUUCGAAGAUUGAUGUUGAAACGUUUUGAAACGGCGUAUUUACACAAAGUGGAGCACAGAAUCCGUUCGUACAAUCGAAUCCUGAGAAAAUGAGAAUAGAAGUCAAUUCGGCUGCGGAUUUUCUGAUGAAUUUGCUGCGAGUAAAAAAAGCAAAUCAAUUAUCCGAGAGCCAGCUGCAGCAUUUCAAGGGUUCGCUAGAGCAGAUUUUGACGCGUCAUUUUGCACGCCAUUGGUAUCCUGAUGUUCCUACCAAGGGUUCCGGUUUCCGCUGUUUACGGAUCAACGGCAAAAUGGAUCCGAUUAUCGAGAAGGCCGGGAAUGCGGUGGGUUUGAACUCGGUUGUACUCCGAAAGAUGCUGCCCCUAGAGUUGACCGUCUGGAUCGAUCCGGAUGAGGUGUCGUACAGGAUCGGAGAAAAUGGUACCAUCUGUGUGCUGUACGACCAGCAGCUGAGUCGGGCCAGUCCCUCGUCGGAUCUCGAUUCGACGGGUAGUAGUAGCUGUGAUGAAUUCAUUAUGGAGCGAGUCGGCCGACUGGAUCUGUCGUUGUCGUCCGAUAGUGGCACUAGUGUUAUGGUAGAUUUUAUGGAUGCCAAUCCAUCGAAUUCGCUGGUAACGCAGAGCAAGUCCAACAAGUACAACAAUCAUCAUCAUCAUAAUCAUCAUUAUGUGAAACGUCAUAACAACAGCGUCAGCUCGUCGUCUAGUGGACAGACUAGUCCACCGCUUAGUCCACCAUACAAUGGCCACAACAAUAGCAACAACUUCAACAACAACAGAUAUCAAUAUAAUAACCAACAUAACAACUUCUACUCGCCAUCCGUUCAUCAGCAGCAACCUUAUUUUCCCUGGGACAACCAGUUCGUUAACAACAAAGUUCGUACGCAGUGUUAAGUUAAACUACGAUGUAAUGUUCGCGUUCGCUCUCCCAGAUUCGUGUUGAAAGGGUUAAAUUAACCGACAGAAACUAUUCAUAUCAAACAUCUUAUGGGCGAGCUGCGGGAGAGCGAAUGUGUGAUUCUUCAUGGGCAGCAACACUUCGAGUAGAAGAGCGAGAUCUGCGGAGGGCAGAGUGAUUUCCAUCAACGAGGACAACUUCUGAAUGCGGUUAGAACAUCAACCGAGUCAGGUAAUUCUUCAAUUACCAAAACGAUCGAAACUCUAUUUAUGAUGAGUGUAGUGAGGUAGUAGAUUAAGUCCAAACUUCUAGAAGACAACAGGAAAGCAUUUCAUGAUAAACCACAAUAAAUUUAUAUUGUAACAUCUCCCAUAACUUUGAACGAAGCUCGUUUAGCUAGAGACGUAAGUGUUGCUGACUUUUCAAACCACAUACAAAACUUUAAACUAUGAACUGAAUAACAAUCAUUUGGAAAAAAAUCACAUAAUAACCGGAGAACCAACCCGCACGGAACUGAACAAGGCAAAACGAAUCAAUGGAAAACUGAAACAGGAAUCUAUAUGUAAUAAUUAUGGUGUAGAAAUAUUGCUUCAAAGCUACGAAUCGAGUUUGCUAGCGUCGUCGAGUGGAGGAGGGAUUCUCCCCCACCGUAAAUUACCGCGAAACAAAAACGGAAGGAUUGUGAACCAAAAAUGCGCUUCUACAUCACUGGCUGCUACUGAAACAAUCGUAUGUAGGGAUAAAAGGUCAUCUGCGUUGUAGUGAAGGGAAACCAGAGGAGGAAAACAAUGCCAUCUUUCAUGUGCAUACUGUAGGGUAGAUAGGCGAACGUUAGGCAACGAUCGAACGUUGGGAUAGCAUAGGGAAACUCCCCCACCAAUAUCCUUAAAUAUGUCCAACUUUGCCAAAUGAUGAAUCAAAUGCACAAAAACUGGUCGUGGUUGCUUAUUCGAGUGUACGUAGUAAGAGAAGAUUCAAUUCCCCACUGUCGUUGCUGUUGAACCGAUUGGCAGCUCAUUCAAGUUGAUAAUGAACCCGCAACGUCAGACAACUUGGCUGUGUAGCUGUAACGCGUCUGGGCGAUUGAUAGGAGUAGAUUGGGGUAACGGACGAUGACGAAGAAGAUAAUUGCAUUUAAGUCGGACUGAUCUAUGUUUUUGCAUCUGCUACCCAGCCCAUAAGUUGUUGGCCAUGUAAAUUAGCUUGCUGCUGUCUGCUGCUUCGAAGCUUCACGUCUUUCCGACACGCGUUGCCGUAUUUUGUACUCCUUCCUUUGAUUAUGCAACGGAAAUUGGAACUGCUCGUUUCCCUUCGUUCGUUUUGGGUCCGUUUUUGUCGCCCUUCCUUCAGUCGAAAUUUCCUGUACUACCUACUUACCACCAACUUACUAUUCCGUAAAAAAAACCUUUGAUCACCUGUUGUUCCUGUUUCUUUUUGUGUUGUUGGUUUUCAUUGAAAGUUGCUUUCGAAGUGUGGAAUUCGUGAAGCGGAGAAGCAACAAAGGCGAGCAAGAGACCAGCAGAACACCUUUCGGGCAGCACUGCGACGGGUAUAACAGCAACGAAUGAGUGGUAGGGAAAAAGGUCAACCAUUGAAUGCGAGAAAAGAAAAGGAUCAAAAACCAUAAAUUUUAACAUCUGAAAUGUGUUUCGAAACUCGUCCCUGGGGUGGUACGCUACGAUGCGAUACGGGUCUGUAGCGAGCUCGUCACGACGGUAAUGAUCGUCAAAAAGCAACAAAAGUUGUUGUUCAUCGUCGUAACAAACAAAAAACUAGUUUCUACGAGUUCGCUCUACUGGUAUAGGUGAGUUCGCUUACAUCUCGAACGACCCGUUGUGGUUUUUAUGAUAGUAUUCGUGUUCAUCUUUUUCAUCGCUGCGCUAGCGUUACCAAUCGGGCAAAACAUUCGUAGACGUGAGCAAAAUAAAGAAGACGAAAACGAGCAUUUGUUUUUGUCUGUCUCCUUUAUCUUGCUCUUGCACGGUGGUGGAGUCCGUAUUUUCAUGGAUAUCGUUAGUUUGCUUCUUCUUACUGAUGUUCGGCGGACGUGUCUACUACGCCACCGCAGCUGUUUUUCAUCUUCUUGAACCGUCCAGGUCUCUUCAUUAUUUAUGACGGUAUCGCUACUCCUGCGUGAUUGACUAUUCGUGUGGAGGUGUUUAUUAUUCAUUGCCGAUUGUUGCCAUCAGAGAUCGGUGUACUACUUAUUGCCCAUUUCGUACACCUACACAGAUUUCAAUAGUGGUUUAAUGUCUCCGCGUUGUUACAAUAGGCACUGUAGUGACGCAGAAUACAGCCCCUGCAGUUAACGUAGUAGGCUAGACACGGGGGUUGUGUAAGCUUCGGUUACCAAUGGCAACUCGGCAACAUGGCUUGCUACGGCUCGGUUGAACAUUAGCACCAAUACAGUGGCGCACUGCACAGUAGACGAGACGGGUUGCCUCGAGCGCCUUGAAAUGGCACGGCGCUUGCACGAUACUACGGAGCGGGGGUUAGCUUACGAAAGGAAGUCAUCUGCACACGUUGCUAUGAGUCAUUUCUCGGCGCCUACCGCCUUCGUAGUGGGUGGACCCGUUCGACAGGCUCGAUUUCGAAACACAUUUGCCAAAAAUAGUCUGAUCCUACAACUGGGCAACUUUUUUUUUCGUUCGAUUCGUGAAGUAAGGGAAACUAAGGAAAUAGAUAAUCACUUUUUAAUAGUGAACAAUACAAAGACCCACCGUCCAAUAAGAAAUCCUGUUUAAGGAUGCAAGCUAAACAAACAUCAAGCUAGAGGGAGAAAGAUACGACGAGAAGAACCAAGGAAGGCAACCUAACGUGGAACCAAUUCUAUACAUUAUAUGUAUAUUCCAUAGUUUUUUAAUCGUUGAUUAUCUUCAUUUACAUAAAGUGGUUUAGGUUCAACUUCCUGAGUCUUUUUCGAAAAUUUAACCAACGCCGUAUCGGGAUCACGGGAAUUAGAAUAAGGCUUCCUCAUGGAUAGACUCCAUGCUGUUACGCGAGAGUGUGAGCGAGACCGAAUGAGUGUGGAAGAUCUGGGCUGAACGAGAAGGAACGGUACAAAGUCACAACACUAUUGUCAAUUUUAAUAGCUUUAUCCGCAAUUUAGGUGGACUGGAAAAGAGGAGGCAUUUGCUGUAGUCUUCCGCGUUGUGACGAGCAAAAAGUGCAUGCAAAAAAGAAGAAACGAUAUGAAACGAAACAAAUCAACACACAUCCAACUAACGAACGAUCUCUCUUUGGAGGUAGCGAAGUGCGCAUAGUGGAGCGAACCGAAGUGGGAUAGACGGGCAAAAUAGUACGAGCAUUACGCGGAAACUUGGACGGAGGCUGAACUGCAAAGAUUGCGACUGCCAUGCUUUGAGGCAGCGCGGGGCUAUCGCUUAGAGCUGAGCUGAGCCAUUGAAAGAGCGCUCGACUUGGAGCGGCAGUGAUUAAUUUGAAUGAUAUUGAGCUGUGUAGCUAAACGUGAUUUCCUUGUUGGGAGUUGCGAUUCGCGCAGUGUCGAAACACCACCCAGGGAUGCCAGAUACAUUUUUUAAAAGUCUGUAUCAAUCUCAGCAAAAUGUCUGUAUUUGUCUGUAUGGAGUUUAGAAGGUACAGGAAUUGGAAAAUUAUUAAAAAAAACCAUGCGCUUUUGACAACGGAGAAUACCGAGGUUUCAGUAUUCAAAAAGUCGGUGUAAGAUUCAGUCGAGUCCAAGUACGAGAUACUGAGGUUGCUGUUGAGAUCGAAAUACGUAUUCAUGAAGUUACAUACUGUAAAGUUACAAUCAAGUGAUGAAAUUAAAUUAGAUAAUACUAUCUCGUCUUAGGACAAGUGAAAAUAUUCCACUAAAAGCUCUGAAUAAUGUUCUUAUCAAUAUGUAUGUUGUUACAUUAGCAUAAAUUAAUUAUUUAAGUAAUUUUCUAAAAAUUGGGAAGUUGGGAAGUCCAAAAGAAUUCCGU